GGAUUGUAAUGGCGGCAUACAUGUUUGCAAACAAACGUAUUAGCGCCGUUGAGACAUAAACAUUUUCUUAUUGACUUGUUUGCUGAUGAGACUCAAAGGCCUGCCCGGGGGAAUGUAAACAUUACAGUGGAUGUCAACUUUUGAAUGGUUCACCUGGAGCUAGCGCCAGCCACAUGAUGCAGAAGAGAUAUUGAGCACAUCGUCACCACCACCACACAUCUCCCACUCUCGACAGCCCGUUCAUCCAUCCAUCCAUCCAUCCAUUCAGAAUGGAGGAUGAUUUCUCGCUGCAUCGUCUGGAGGGAAGCGACCCGAGCGCUCAGGUCGGAGGACUCAUCGUGAAGAAAAAGAGCGCCGCUUCAGAGCCGCACGUCUUCAGGGCGCCUGCGCCGCGAACCUCGCUGCUGGGCCUGGAUCUGUUGGCGGCCCAGAAACGCAAAGAGAGGCAGGAGGCCGAGGCCGAGGCCGAGCAGAGCACGAAGAAGUCCAAGGUGUCCUCCUACAAGGACUGGGAGGAGAGCAAGAGUGACGAGGAAGGAUCGGAUGAGGAGGAAGAGGAGAGUAGUAAAGACAAGAGAGAGGAGAAAAAAGAGAGGAAGUACCGUGUCACUGGCUCUGAGACGCCCUCCAAUACUGGUGGGGUGAGUGAAGAGUUCCGGCGUCGACAUGAGCAGAGGGAGAAAGAUCGUCGGGAACAAGGAGUAUUCGCCUCCUCCAAAGAAGAAAAACCAAGGGAACGGGACAGAGACAGGGACAGGGACCGUGAUAGAGAUCGUGACAGAGAGCGAAAGAAUGACCGAAGUGAACGUAGUCAUGGCAGCCGGUUUGAAGGGCCGGGGGAGCGUAGUGAACGUUCCCAGAGGGAGGGCAGUGUGAGGAGCGAGCGCUCGGGGCCCAGCAGCGAGCGCUCCAGCAGAGAGGGCUGGUCUGAACGCAGCAUCAGCAGAGGCAGCCGCCGCGACGAGCCUGCUACCCCACGCAGCAAACCCAGAGAUGGCACCCCCUCUCGCACCAGCUGGGAUGAGGAUGACUCCGGCUACGCCAGCUCCCGGCGUUCCCAUUGGGAAAGCCCCUCUCCUACUCCCUCCCACCGUGACUCCGACCACUCAGAGCGUAGCCAACGAUCUGGCUCAGAGAGCGAGAGGAGAGGAGACCGGUCGGUGAGGAAUCGUUACCCGGAGGACACCCCCCUGCCUACCCCUUCAUACAAGUACAACGAGUGGGCCAACGACCGCAAGCACUUGGGCUCCACACCCCGCCUCUCCAGAGGCAAAGGUAAGAAAGAGGAUGGAGGGGAUGGCAUCGCAUUUGACAAUGAGGAUGACAAGGAGCAGUGGGAAGAGGAUCAGAAGCAAGCGGACAGGGACUGGUACAUGAUGGACGAGGGCUAUGACGAGUUCCACAACCCACUGGCCUCCACCUCAGAGGAGUACGUGAAGAAGAGGGAGCAGAUCCUGCAGAAGCAGACCCAGAAACGCAUCUCUGCCCAGAGGAGACAGAUUAAUGAGGAUAACGAGCGUUGGGAGACUAACCGCAUGUUGACCAGUGGCGUGGUACAGAGGCUGGAGGUGGACGAGGACUUUGAGGAGGACAACGCCACCAAGGUCCACCUGCUGGUCCACAACCUGGUGCCACCCUUCCUGGACGGGCGCAUCGUCUUCACCAAACAGCCUGAGCCGGUGAUCCCCGUGAGAGACGCCACGUCUGACAUGGCCAUCAUCUCCCGCAAGGGCAGCCAGCUGGUCCGCAAGCACCGCGAGCAGAAGGAGCGCAAGAAGGCCCAACACAAGCACUGGGAGCUGGCAGGUACCAAACUGGGAGACAUCAUGGGCAUCAAGAAGUCAGAGGAUGGGGAGGCCAAACCUGUGGGGGAGGAUGGCAAAGUGGACUACAGGACGGAGCAGAAGUUUGCGGACCACAUGAAGGAUAAGAAUGAGGCUAGCAGUGAGUUUGCCAAGAAGAAGACCCUUCUGGAGCAGAGGCAGUACCUCCCCAUCUUCGCAGUCAGGCAGGAGCUCCUCAACAUCAUCAGGGACAACAACAUAGUGAUCGUGGUGGGGGAGACGGGCAGUGGGAAGACGACCCAGCUGACUCAAUACCUGCACGAGGACGGCUACACCAGCUAUGGCAUGGUGGGCUGCACACAGCCACGUAGGGUGGCCGCCAUGAGCGUAGCCAAGAGAGUCAGUGAGGAGAUUGGAUCCAACCUGGGAGAGGAGGUGGGCUACGCUAUCCGCUUUGAGGACUGCACGUCUGAGAAGACGGUGGUGAAGUACAUGACGGACGGCAUCCUGCUGAGGGAGUCUCUUCGGGAGUCGGACUUGGACCAUUACAGCGCCGUCAUCAUGGACGAGGCCCACGAGAGGUCACUCAACACAGACGUGCUCUUCGGACUGCUCCGAGAGAUUGUAGCCAGGAGGUCUGACUUGAAGCUCAUCGUCACCUCAGCCACCAUGGACUCUGACAAGUUUGCAGCGUUCUUCGGCAACGUCCCCAUCUUCCACAUUCCAGGAAGAACAUUCCCUGUGGACAUCCUCUUCAGCAAGACUCCUCAAGAGGACUAUGUGGAGGCGUCGGUGAAGCAGGCUCUGCAGAUUCACCUGAGCGGCAUGGUGGGGGACAUCCUCAUCUUCAUGCCCGGACAGGAGGACAUUGAGGUGACGUCUGACCAGAUCAUUGAGCGUCUGGAGGAGCUGGAGAACGCCCCUCAGCUGGCCGUGCUGCCCAUCUACUCCCAGCUGCCCUCAGACCUGCAGGCCAAGAUCUUCCAGAAGGCCCCAGAUGGUGUGAGGAAGUGCAUUGUUGCCACCAACAUCGCUGAGACUUCUCUUACUGUGGACGGAAUUAUGUUUGUGGUGGACUCUGGAUACUGCAAACUUAAGGUGUUCAACCCCCGCAUUGGCAUGGACGCCCUGCAGGUGUACCCCAUCAGCCAGGCCAACGCCAACCAGCGCUCUGGCAGAGCUGGCAGGACGGGGCCAGGACAGUGCUACAGGCUGUACACCCAGAGUGCCUACAAGAACGAGAUGCUGACGACCACCAUCCCGGAGAUCCAGCGCACCAACCUGGCCAACGUGGUGCUGCUGCUCAAGUCCCUGGGGGUGCAGGACCUGCUGCUCUUCCACUUCAUGGACCCGCCGCCCGAGGACAACAUGCUCAACUCCAUGUACCAGCUCUGGAUCCUGGGGGCACUCGACAACACAGGGUCCCUCACCCCUACGGGCCGCCUGAUGGUGGAGUUCCCCCUGGACCCCGCUCUGUCCAAGAUGCUGAUCGUGUCAUGUGACAUGGGCUGCAGCGCCGAUAUCCUCAUCAUCGUCUCCAUGCUGUCUGUACCAGCCAUCUUCUACCGGCCCAAGGGUCGAGAGGAGGAGAGCGACCAGGUGAGGGAGAAGUUUGCGGUGCCCGAGAGCGAUCAUCUGACAUACCUGAACGUCUACCUGCAGUGGAAGAACAACAACUACUCCAGCAUCUGGUGCAACGAGCAUUUCAUCCACACCAAGGCCAUGCGCAAGGUGCGAGAGGUGCGAGCCCAGCUGAAGGACAUCAUGGUGCAGCAGCGUAUGAACAUGGUGUCCUGCGGCUCUGACUGGGACAUCAUCAGGAAGUGCAUCUGUGCUGCCUACUUCCACCAGGCCGCCAAGCUCAAGGGCAUCGGUGAGUAUGUGAAUGUGCGGACGGGCAUGCCGUGCCACCUGCACCCCACCAGCUCUCUGUUCGGGAUGGGCUACACGCCCGACUACAUCACCUACCACGAGCUGGUCAUGACCACCAAGGAGUACAUGCAGUGUGUGACAGCGGUGGACGGGGAGUGGCUGGCUGAGCUGGGGCCCAUGUUCUACAGCAUCAAGCACGCCGGCAAGAGCAGAACGGAGAACCGGCGUCGUGCCAAGGAGGAGAUCACCAACAUGGAGGAGGAGAUGUCCAUGGCUGAGGAGCAGAUCAAAGCACGCAAGGAGGAGCAGGACAGGAAGAACAACCUGGGCAUCAAGUCCCCAAGAAUCUGUACCCCUGGCAGACGAGAGGAGGUGCCCGCCACCCCUAAACGUACCCCAGCACGCUUCGGCCUGUAACCUUCCUGGGACGUCCCUUCAAAACACCAUCCAUGCUCCUCUGAAGCACUCUUUACACACAAACUCGCUCUCUAAGCCCAUCUCCUGUGCCCAGGCUUCCGUUGUCUCCCAUCACAUAGUAACAAAACAUGGCUGAUUCAGUGACUCUGUGUCCCUUUCAGUACCCCAAUUUGUCCACCAGUAGGCACACUUGUAUAAGGCAAGAGAGUGGAGUGAGGCGGCCAGCCCAGCCCAGCCCUGUGGAGGAGGAGGAGGAGGAGGAGGAGGAGGAGGGCUGAGUGAUUGUCCUCUGUGUGUAUGUGCAGAGCAGAGCAGAGAGCCCCAUGAAAUGGCUCCUUUAUUACUCGCAGACCUAUCUCCUGCACCAACACAUUCACACUUCACACGCACGACAACAACAAUGGCAAUAUUGCUAAACAACAAAAAACCCAUCCUUGAUGUUUUAGAUUUAAACACUUUACACUCUUAUCAGUGGCAAUAUUAUUUAACAGCAACAAAAGAUCUUUAACGCUUUAGAUGUUUUUUGGGGGGUUUUUUUAGCAUAGAAAUAAAUUGUGUGUCAACUUGUUUCAAGGCAAUCCAUUGUACAAUAUUUUUUUCUGAAUGUUUUUUCUGAAUAAUGUCUUUGGACAUUUUGGGAUUCAGGAUUCAGCAUUUUGGGAUUCAGAGCUCUCCUGUCAUCUACCAGGGGUUACUGUUACCGUCAUAUGAUCAUGGCAGGGAAGUUACUUGCUGUUGAAGAGAUAAAGGUUUCUCCUUUCUUUUUUGCCUUUUUGUGGCAUUUUCUCAACUCACAAAACUAAGUGUAUCCCCACCUUUCUUUCCCCUUCAAAACAAAUCUAUAAGAAACAAAACAAAGACAAAGAAGACAAAAAACAAAAUGGACAGAAGUGACCUAUGGCUAAAACACCCCGUCUUUGAUAGUGUGUGCAUACGUACUGUGCGUAUGUGUGCUGUUUGGCACAUUGGUGGCAUCAUCAAAGGUGCACUGUGUAGUGUAGAAAGCAGAGCAUAGGUGUUGUCUAGGCAACACGGAGGCACCGAUUUAGCACCCAGCAUGGGACUUGUGCCCUCUACAGCUACUACUAGUCAGGGUCCUCCAAAGGGGCCCCCCAUAGCUGCACACACCUCUCCCCAACCACAAUCACUCCAAAUUGGGGAACUGCUAGUAGAGCCAGGCUUUGAGGUGAUACGGUUCCCCUCUCAUUUGUACUCACCAUCAGUAUAUUGUGGACCCACUUAAUGUUCUUUAAAAAAAAAACAAAAAACUAAUUUUCUUGCCUUUCUGUGUGCUUCUUUUCUUUUUGUACAGCUUGUUUUUAAGCCGUAAGCUUCCCUCCCUCUUGAUUUUAGCUCUGCUGUCAGUCAUGGUAGAUGUUUAUCUGUGGUGAUGAUGCACUGAGUGCAUCUCAUUAUUUUGUGUUGAGAUUUUUUUUGUGAAAAUAAUAUUAAAACAAUUCUUUUGUAAUAAUUA
Engraulis encrasicolus (European anchovy) is the source of this 5547-nucleotide messenger RNA. RefSeq names its product DEAH (Asp-Glu-Ala-His) box polypeptide 38 (gene dhx38). The transcript has 27 exons. Gene Ontology annotation, cellular component: spliceosomal complex; intracellular anatomical structure. Gene Ontology annotation, biological process: mRNA splicing, via spliceosome. Gene Ontology annotation, molecular function: 3'-5' RNA helicase activity; RNA binding; ATP binding. Bases 270 to 4073 code for a protein of 1267 amino acids. Lineage: Eukaryota; Metazoa; Chordata; Actinopteri; Clupeiformes; Engraulidae. The record is from RefSeq and is a predicted model, not a curated record.